Molecule: messenger RNA, 2229 nt
Organism: Lytechinus pictus (painted urchin)
Lineage: Eukaryota; Metazoa; Echinodermata; Echinoidea; Temnopleuroida; Toxopneustidae
Exons: 2
Coding region: 1-969 (322 amino acids)
Source: RefSeq, a predicted model, not a curated record
AUGGCUCGUGAAUCGAAACACCGAAACACACGGACAGGUCGACCCCCUUCAUUUCUUAUGAUCUUACAAACUUUCCUGCAGAUGUUCUUAGCUUUAGCUUUCCUUCUUGCAGGAUGUCCAGUUCACGUAGCAGGCAACGGUCUCAAGGAAAAGGUAACUUUGCUUGCGGGAAGUCGUGGUGUAGUCCCAUUCCAUUUCCCAUGGUCCAAUAAUGAUACAUCCCAGGGCAUCCCAUAUUUUAAAGUUCGGUUCGAAUCGCAAAAUCAUCCAUUUUGCGUUGAUGGAAUACCUGAGAUAGAUGGGUUCAAAAGCUCAUCGCAGUUUUUAAGAUUUACGACAUCUUUCACAGACUUGGAGACAGCUCCCUGCGUAAAUCUUUUCAUAGAUGAUGUAGAUCCUGUAGACCAGGAUAAAUACAUAUUCACUGCAAUCUGGUACAGUUUAGGGGACAUAAGACACGAAGUUAUUAAGAAGGAGGUCGUUGUAAAGGUUCCACCAGGAUCAGCACAAUGCUUCAUUACUUUAAGUGACAAGUGCAAGUAUGGAUACGUUCAUUGUCGAGCCACUACUGGAACUGUUGCAACUUCACUAUCAUGUUACCAGAAUGAUCAAAAGCUUAACAUCCUUGAUGAUAUAUCAGAUAACGGGCAAACAAUCAGUGGUACAUUUUGUCUUCUUCAUGACACUACUUUCUCUUGCUGUUCACAUGAAGUCACGUCAGACGUAAGUGCUGCAACGUGCAAUGACUUCAUGUGGCCACCUCGCGAUCCUGCUAAACGUACAACAACACAGAAUAUACCUGCAUCCCUUGCCGAUACCAGCAGUAGUAGUCCUACUUACACCAAUCUUGACACGGGUCAUACGACCCACAUAGGAUUCGAUAUCGAUUCCGGGGCUUGUAGGCAAAAGCCUCCACUUUUCAAAUACUUGUUAUACCCGUUGAUUCACGUCCUUCACUUUGUCUACUAAAUGUGUACCUCUAUUAUUUCACAAAGGAAAUAAAUAUGUGUAUUUCACAUGUAGUGAAUACUUUCAAAAGUAACUUUUAAACAUUCCUUACCAUUUUUUAGGAUCUUACCUUUGAAAACAUACAAUCUUAAAAUCCAAUAUAAUAUCAAGAUUGUAUUAAAUUAAAGGCCUACAUGCUGAUCAAGAAUUAGUCGAUUUUAUUAAUCACUAGCUAUAUUUAAACUUUAGAGCUUUACAAUGGAUAUGAAUAUAUGAAUUUCCGUCAUGUAGGAUAAUGAGUUUUGAACACUUGAACACUUGAAAUACAAUUCAUUUUCAUUGAUACAAAAUUAUGUGCCGAGGUAAUUUCUAACCCAACAUGGAUGGAAUUUAGAUACUAUUUUCUGUUUACUCGUAUAUGACAUGUGAUAUAAAUACAUGGUACAAAAUACGAUUCACUAUAAAGAAUAUCAUUUACGCAAAUGAGGAAAACAGCCGAAAACACACUUGAUAGGGCAAGGUGACCCAGUGAUGACUUUUUUUCUUCACUUGAAUAAUAGAGGUAUUAUAGACACACAAAUCAGACUUUUCUCUUCAUGAGCAGCAGAUUUCUACAAAGAAAUCAUGUAGAUAUUGAAAAUAAAUUUAAAUUUUAUAUAGAGUUUAAAACUUAGAUAAAUAUAAGAGAUAGAACUUCGAAUGAGAAAAAAAAAAUAUAUAUUUUUAAAUCGAUUUUUUAAUUGGAAUUUCAGUCAUGGUAGGUUUAUGUUUGUGUAUAUACUGCUCAAUGUUCUUGUUUGACUACAUUCUUUCUCUCUAAAGAAAAUUAUAAGUGAUGUUUCAUUUUCUUUACCCAGUAUGCUUGGUAAUAAUGUGUAAUUAUUUGUUGUAUAGUUGUUUUCUUACAAUUUCUUACAGAAAAAAAAUGAUUGUUUCUGAACUUAAGACAGGCUUCACUGAAUAGUGUGGAAUAAUUUGAUAUCUAUCUGCAAUGUAAACAAAUACAAAUACAAAUAAAAAUAAAAAUUGGGAGUGUAUAUUACAACACGCUUACAUAUUCUUCUAUGUUCUUUUUAAGAUUAUAUUUGGGAUUUACUGCUGUAAAAUAGAAAGAAAAAUGUUAUGGUAUACACUUAAGGUUUGUAAAGCAAGUAAAUAUAUAUGCAAAGUAAAUUAAACUGUAUUCAUGCCUUAGCUUCUGUAAAUAUGAUUCCUUUUCUAAGCCAACGUGUCCAAUAUGUCUGAGAAGAAAUUUUAUUUUGUUCAUAUCUGUGUUUUUAA